GCCAGCAAAGCACUUUUGCCGCCGUGCGGGAAGCACAGGAACUUGAGACGCCCUGUCGCCGCGGUGCAUUCUGGGAAUAACCAGCAAAUCCAAGAUGGCGGCGAGCAGGAGGCUGCAUAAGGAACUUGAAGAAAUCCGCAAGUCUGGAAUGAAAAAUUUCCGUAACAUCCAAGUCGACGAGGCAAAUAUUUUGACCUGGCAAGGUCUUAUUGUCCCUGACAACCCCCCAUAUGACAAAGGAGCGUUCAGGAUUGAGAUCAUAUUUCCUGCUGAAUAUCCGUUCAAGCCCCCCAAGAUCACCUUCAAAACGAAGAUCUACCACCCCAACAUUGAUGAGAAGGGCCAGGUCUGCCUGCCGGUGAUCAGCGCAGAGAACUGGAAGCCAGCCACCAAAACCGACCAAGUAAUCCAGUCUCUCAUCGCCCUGGUGAAUGACCCCCAGCCCGAGCACCCCCUGAGGGCCGACCUAGCAGAGGAAUACUCAAAGGACCGUAAAAAAUUCUUUAAGAAUGCAGAAGAGUUUACAAAGAAACAUGGCGAAAAGCGGCCAGUGGACUGAUGAGACCCUCGUCUGCAUCCCUGCCCCUUUAGUCCCUCCCCUUCCUGUCUCUGCCCAUCUCUCUGACCCCACCCCUUUCCAGAACCAACCAACCACCCACCUACGCACUUGUCAUUCUAGCCAACCUGGAGCCCCGCCGCUCCGCCCACCUCCAUCUUGAAGCAGGACUUUGAACCAGACAAGUCUCACCUUUUGGGGUUAAGCUUGAGGCUGUUACUAACUUUCUACUGUUUUCCUUUGUUGAGAAAAAAAAAUGGUUAGAGGAGAAUCUGUAAAGAUGGGGGAACUUAAAGAAAUGAGGAAAUAAGGCAAUUUGCGUAACAGAUGUUGUUCCCAUUCAUUUGUUCAAUAAUAAUGGUAAUGGCUGCUUAGCUAGACUCCCUGCUGUUGCAGACAAUUUUCGCCUUUCAAGGAAAGAUGCAAUUCCAUAACGGGGAUGAGUAUUCCAUCUUUUUCAUCUUUGGUGUUAUCUCUUUUCUCAAACAAAUCAUCUUUGUAAAAAACAAAAACAAAACAAAAAAACAAGUAAACAGGAAGACACCUGAAACAGCAAGGUCCUGGGGGUGUGUGACAUAAUGUUUGUUUCUUAACACCUUUUUUUUUUCUUUGCACAAGUUGCACUGUAUUCUGUGGAAUUAGCUUUUUAGGUUUUCAUGAAUCCUUCUGUUUGUAACGCAUUGAAUAAUGGAGAGUUGCAGCUUGGCCACUGAUAUAUUGACUUAUGUUCCGAAAAGGGUAAAAGGAAAAAAAAAGACUAGGUCUGUGUGUGACUGAACAUAAUUAUAUAUUUUUAAAGAAUUACUGAAGUAUUUUUUCUAUAUAAUUCAAUGCUUUCUUGAAACCAGGUUUGAGGAAAUGUUACGUUAUUUUGGCCUCGUCUUUUGCUGUACUGAGGAACACCACAGGGCUUGUCACCAUCCAGAUAUCUAUCGCCUGUGACCGUCGGACACCCCCCCCCCCCCUCCAUGAAUGUGUGCUGAGUAUGAUGGGGCAUUAAGUAGUCAAACACUGCUCUGAAGGAAAAUCACACAUUAAUGGGCAAAUGAUGUAAAAAUGAGUCCCCGUUACUCCCUUCUGUAAAUUUCAGUGUGAUCCUGAAAAAUGAAAUAAAUGUACGACUAGUCCUACAUCUCUGUGUAUACG
This is a messenger RNA of Paramormyrops kingsleyae, 1702 nucleotides long. Its product is annotated as ubiquitin-conjugating enzyme E2 L3. NCBI's taxonomy places the organism in Eukaryota, Metazoa, Chordata, Actinopteri, Osteoglossiformes, Mormyridae. The record is from RefSeq and is a predicted model, not a curated record.